AUGAAGACCACCUCUUUCGCCCUCUUCGCCCUCACCGCUGUGACUCAAGUGUUGGCGGCAGCCACUGGCACUCAAAGCGAUGCGGACCGAGCACUCGCUUGCGCGUCGCCCUCGACGGCGGUGCCCCUCUUGCGAGGCUACAAUGGAAACUGGCGCGACCAUUUCUACACCGCCGACCGCAACGAGAUGAACAACGCCGUCAGCAACAUCGGGUACACCGCCGAAGGCACCGCGGCGUAUGUGUUCCCUGGCACUACCGGCAGUGAUGGAACCACGCCUUUCUAUCGCCUCUGGAACCCCACCCACACCGACCACUUCUACACAACCUCUGCCACGGAGGUGUCCAGCGCCGUCCUCCAGAAUGGAUACGAAUACGAAGGAAUUGCCGGCUACAUCUACCAGAACGCCAACUGCGGCGGCGUCCCACUCUUCCGCCUCUACAGUGGAAGCAGCGUCGAUCACUUUUACACGACCUCCGCGAGCGAGCGCGACAAUGCGAUAAGGAAUUUGGGGUACAAUGAUGAAGGCGUUUCGGGAUAUGUUUUGCCAGUUUAG
Messenger RNA from Cyclocybe aegerita, 555 nucleotides. The record is from the annotation of a GenBank genome assembly. NCBI's taxonomy places the organism in Eukaryota, Fungi, Basidiomycota, Agaricomycetes, Agaricales, Hemipholiotaceae.